AUGGCUUCCAGCACGGCUGACCCAAGCAGCAUCCCCCACAAUACCAACUUCUGCCUUCCUCACCACCCACCCCGGGCGGCCAGCGUGAUGCUUUCUCUGUUCUACACAGCCCUCUUGGUCUUCAGCGCCCUGGGGAACAUCCUUGCCCUUUGCCUCGCCUGUCAAAAGGGCAAGAAGAUCAACUCAACAGGUGUCUACUUGGUCCACCUGGCAGUGUCCGACCUCCUGUUCACCCUGGCCCUGCCUGGAAAGAUCACCUAUUACGUGCUGGAUUUCAGCUGGCCCUUUGGUGAAGGGCUCUGCAGGCUGACGGCGUUCAUAUUCUACGUGAACACCUAUGGGGGCAUCUAUCUCAUGACGUGCGUGAGCGUGGACCGUUACCUGGCUGUGGUCCACACCCACCAGCGCCCCCGGCUCCGCAACGCCGGCAGAGCAAGGCUGGUCUGCGUGGCUGUCUGGGCCCUGGCGUUUCUGCAGACGGCGCCCCUGCUCCUGAUCUCCAUGACCAAGCCUGUGGCGGGCAAGUUGACCUGCAUGGAGUACGUCAGCAUCAAGGGGGUCCUCUGGCUGCCCCUCAUGGUCCUAGUGGCCUGUGCUAUAAGCUUCUGUGGGCCAGUGGGGAUCAUACUAUUUUGUUAUGUGAAGGUCACCUUGAAGCUGUGCAAGACAGCCCGGGACAACCCUCUGACGCGUGAGAAAGGGCACCACCGGAGGGCCUGCCUGCUCACGCUGGUGGUGCUGGUCACCGCGGUUGUGUGCUUCAGCCCCUACCAUCUCAACAUCAUCCAGUUCAUGGUGAGAGAGAUGCUCCGCCUGCCCUCCUGCCCCGAGCAGAGGGCUUUCAAACUGUCCCUGCAGCUCACCGUGUCCCUCAUGAACAUGAACUGUAGCAUUGACCCCGUCAUUUACUUCUUUGCAUCUACACGUUACAGGAAAUGGCUCCUGGGCAUUUUAAAACUCAGAGCGUCAGCAUCCUCCUCCUCCACCCUGGGAAAAUCUUCCUCAGAAAUACCAAGUGUCAACCAGACUGGCGACUCCGUGCCCUUCGAGGAGAAUAAAGUCUAA
Molecule: messenger RNA, 1065 nt
Organism: Ceratotherium simum simum (southern white rhinoceros)
Lineage: Eukaryota; Metazoa; Chordata; Mammalia; Perissodactyla; Rhinocerotidae
Product: G protein-coupled receptor 183-like
Biological process (GO): G protein-coupled receptor signaling pathway
Cellular component (GO): membrane
Molecular function (GO): oxysterol binding; G protein-coupled receptor activity
Source: RefSeq, a predicted model, not a curated record